CUACUUGAAUAUUCAUGACUUUUCGCGGGCUUUCAGCGUCACGUGGCCGUUUCGCGCGAAAAGCGACUCGCCGACAGGAAGAAGAAGAAGAAGAAGUUUCUAUACAAGAGGCAGAGACGCAGACGAGCAGCGAUGGCGGAUUCCUCCGAGUCUUUCCACAUGGCCACCAGCCCCAGCCGAGCCUCCCGGAGGGGAGACAUGACGUCCAGCCCCGGACGCGACCUGCCGCCCUUCGAGGACGAGUCGGAGGGGCUGCUGGGGGACGUGACCCUGCCCGGGGAGGAGGAGGACGGGGACGGGGAGGAGCUGAUCGGGGACGGGAUGGAGAGGGACUACCGGGCCAUCCCGGCGCUGGACCAGUACGAGGCGGAGGGUCUGGACCUGGACGACGAGGAUCUGUCGGAGCUGUCGCCCGGAGCCCGGGCCGCCGCCGAGGAGGCGAUGAGGAGGAGGGACCGGGAGCAGGGCGUCAGCGGGCGGCUGAGACGAGGACUGCUCUACGACAGCGAAGAUGAAGACGACGAGCGCCCGGCGGCCCGGCGGAGGCGUUUGGCCGAGCGGGCGGCGGAGGGCGUCGACGGCGAGGAGGAGGAAAUGAUCGAGAGCAUCGAGAACCUGGAGGACAUGAAGGGCCACACCGUGCGGGAGUGGGUUUCCAUGGCGGCGCCCAGGCUGGAGAUCUACAACCGCUUCAAGAACUUCCUGCGGACGCACGUGGACGAGAACGGCCACAACGUCUUCAAGGAGAAGAUCAGCGACAUGUGCAAAGAGAACAAGGAGAGUCUGGUCGUGAACUACGAAGACCUGGCGGCCAGGGAACACGUGUUGGCCUAUUUCCUGCCGGAGGCUCCGACCGAGAUGUUGAAGGUUUUCGAUGAAGCGGCCAAAGAAGUGGUUCUGGCCAUGUACCCGAAGUACAACCGCAUCGCCCACGACAUCCACGUCCGCAUCUGCAGCCUGCCGCUGGUCGAGGAGAUCCGCUCGCUCAGGCAGCUCCACCUGAACCAGCUGAUCCGGACCAGCGGCGUGGUGAGCAGCUGCACCGGCGUCCUCCCGCAGCUCGGCAUGGUCAAGUACAACUGCAACAGGUGCAACUUCGUGCUGGGGCCGUUCUUCCAGUCGCAGAACCAGGAGGUGAAGCCGGGCUCGUGUCCCGAGUGUCAGUCCCAGGGGCCGUUCGAGAUCAACAUGGAGGAGACGGUUUACCAGAACUACCAGAGGAUCGCCCUCCAGGAGAGUCCCGGCAAGGUCGCCGCCGGCCGCCUGCCGCGCUCCAAAGACGCCAUCCUGCUCGCCGACCUGGUGGACAGCUGCAAGCCCGGAGACGAGAUCGAGCUGACGGGAAUCUACCACAACAACUACGACGGCUCCCUGAACAUGGCGAACGGCUUCCCGGUGUUCGCCACCGUGAUCCUGGCCAACCACAUCACGCGCCGCGACCAGGGCGUCGCCGUGGCCGAGCUGACGGACGAGGACGUCAAGGCCAUCGUCACGCUGUCCAAGGACGAGCGCAUCGGGGAGAGGAUCUUUGCCAGCAUGGCUCCGUCCAUCUACGGUCACGAGGACAUCAAGAGGGCCCUCGCCCUGUCGCUGUUCGGAGGGGAGCCCAAGAAUCCAGGUGGUAAACACAAGGUGCGUGGCGACAUCAACGUGCUUCUGUGUGGAGACCCAGGAACCGCCAAGUCCCAGUUCCUCAAGUACGUGGAAAAGGUGUCGAGUCGCGCCGUGUUCACCACCGGUCAGGGGGCGUCCGCCGUCGGUCUGACCGCCUACGUCCAGCGACACCCGGUGAGCCGCGAGUGGACGCUGGAGGCCGGAGCGCUGGUGCUGGCCGACCGCGGCGUCUGUCUGAUCGACGAGUUCGAUAAGAUGAACGACGCCGACCGGACGAGUAUCCACGAGGCCAUGGAGCAGCAGAGCAUCUCCAUCUCCAAGGCCGGCAUCGUCACCUCGCUGCAGGCCCGCUGCACCGUCAUCGCCGCCUCCAACCCCAUCGGCGGCCGGUACGACCCGUCGCUGACCUUCGCCGAGAACGUGGACCUGACGGAGCCCAUCGUGUCGCGUUUCGACGUGCUGUGCGUCGUGCGCGACACCAUCGACCCCGUGCAGGACGAGAUGCUGGCGCGCUUCGUGGUCGGCUCCCACAUCAAGCAUCACCCGAGCCACAAGGAAGGGGGCGUGGCCCUGGAGGAGGUGGUCCUGCCCAACACGUCCGACGUGCCGCCGAUUCCCCAGGAGCUCUUCAGGAAGUACAUCAUCUACGCCAAGGAGCGGAUUCAUCCCAAACUGAACCAGAUGGACCAGGACAAGGUGGCUCGCAUCUACAGUGAACUCCGCAAAGAGUCGAUGGCAACCGGCAGCAUCCCCAUCACGGUGCGUCACAUCGAGUCCAUGAUCCGCAUGGCCGAGUCCCACGCCAAGAUGCACCUGCGGGACUACGUGCUGGAGGAUGACGUCAACAUGGCGAUCAGGGUGAUGCUGGAGAGCUUCAUCGACACGCAGAAGUUCAGCGUCAUGAGGAGCAUGAGGAAGACGUUCGCCCGCUACCUGGCCUUCCGCAGGGACAACAACGAGCUGCUGCUGUUCAUCCUCAAGCAGCUGGUGGCCGAGCAGGUCUCCUACCAACGCAACCGCUACGGCGUCCAGAACGACACCGUGGAGGUGCCGGAGAAAGAGCUGCAGGAUAAGGCGCGACAGAUCAACAUCCACAACCUGUCGUCCUUCUACGACAGCGACCUCUUCCGCUCCAACAAGUUCAGCCACGACGGCAAGAAGAAACUGAUCCUGCAGCAGUUUUAAAAAGCCUCAUCCUCCUUCCCCCUGUGACAUCUUCAUGAACUCUUAUUUCUCAGCCCUAAAUGGGUCAUUGGGGGGAAAAGACUGAAAAUAACCGGGGACGACCUUAUUUCAUCCAGCCUGCGUGAAAUAGCUCUGCAGGAGGAAGAAGAGAAUUUUUUUUCUUCCAGUAGAAGCUUGUUGGGGAGUCGCCGGCCGACGGCGUCGACGUCCCACAGACACGAGUUUUGUCGAAGGAGGCGACGGCUGAACGAGAAGAUCCUUCACAGAGAGUCAGAUCGUCGGUUCGCGUUCACACCCGAUGUCAACGUUGCCAAAAAAUUCUGAAUAAAAGAAGCAAAAUGAAAUGUUAAUAUUACUAAUAAUAAGUGAACCGGCCGAUUCCUCUCGUGUGUUCUGGCCUCGGCCCCGGGGGGCGGAGUGUAAAUAAAUGUACAUGUUCAAUGUCCGUGUUGUCGUAGAAACGGGAUUCAAAGUGUGAUGGAAGUUUGAACUGAAGCUUCUUCAUGUGGAAACAGACAAAAAAAAUAAUAAAUCAUUGUUUGAUGUUUCUUGAUAAUUGAAUUGUUGGUCCAUUUUUGAUAUUAAACUUGUAUUUGUUAAAA
Scophthalmus maximus (turbot) is the source of this 3401-nucleotide messenger RNA. RefSeq names its product minichromosome maintenance complex component 2 (gene mcm2). The transcript is spliced from 19 exons. The record is from RefSeq and is a predicted model, not a curated record. NCBI's taxonomy places the organism in Eukaryota, Metazoa, Chordata, Actinopteri, Pleuronectiformes, Scophthalmidae. Gene Ontology annotation, cellular component: MCM complex; nucleus. The coding region runs from base 133 to 2799 and encodes 888 amino acids. Gene Ontology annotation, biological process: DNA replication; double-strand break repair via break-induced replication; mitotic DNA replication initiation. Gene Ontology annotation, molecular function: 3'-5' DNA helicase activity; single-stranded DNA binding; ATP binding.